Molecule: messenger RNA, 2196 nt
Organism: Melopsittacus undulatus (budgerigar)
Lineage: Eukaryota; Metazoa; Chordata; Aves; Psittaciformes; Psittaculidae
Product: SAM domain-containing protein SAMSN-1
Exons: 8
Coding region: 125-1243 (372 amino acids)
Biological process (GO): negative regulation of peptidyl-tyrosine phosphorylation; negative regulation of B cell activation
Cellular component (GO): nucleus; cytoplasm
Molecular function (GO): phosphotyrosine residue binding
Source: RefSeq, a predicted model, not a curated record
GUCACAUCCUGAUAGAAUAAGGAAGUGUAUAACCAAUGUAUGCUCGUGUAGUACGCUUUGUUGUACUUAGUUUGGUUACAAGGUAGUAGCACUUGCAUAUCAGCUGGAUAAACGUGAACUAAAAAUGUUGAAGAGAAAACCGUCCAAUGUGUCUGAUAAGGAGAAAAGUCAAAAGCCAAAGCGCACAAGCAGCUUUGGCAGCUUUGACCGUUUCAGACAUCACUCGAUAUCAAAGACAGAUGAUUCAGCUGAGAUAUCUGAGCUGGAGACUAUAAGUGACGUUGGAGAAGGAGUACAAGCUAAAACAGCAAAUAAUGGAGGAAGUCUGGGUAAGAAGAUGAGAGCUAUUUCCCUUACCAUGAAGAAAAAGAUGGGUAAAAAGUACACCAAGGCACUCUCUGAGGAGAUGAAUGAAGAAGGAAAAGAUGACAGUGAUCCUGGUGGUGGAAUACACACUGAGAAGGUCUCCCUAAAAACCAGUGACUCUAUGGAAAGUCUCUAUAGUCUGAACAGUGGCCAGAGCUCAUCUAGUGGGGUGACAAGCUGCUCAGAUGGAACGAGCAAUAGGGACAGCCUCCGGUUUGAUGACGAAGUCCCUUACAGUGGGCCCUUCUGUGGUCGAGCCAAAGUUCACACCGACUUCACACCAAGUCCUUAUGACACCGACUCUCUGAAAAUCAAGAAAGGAGAUAUUAUAGAUAUCAUCUGUAAAACCCCCAUGGGUAUAUGGACGGGCAUGCUGAACAACAAAGUAGGAAACUUCAAGUUCAUUUACGUGGAUAUUAUCUUGGAAGAGGAAGCAGCUCCCAGAAAGAUAAAGCCACAUAGAGGAAGCAAAAGGAACAAGCCUAAAACACUGCAGGAGCUCCUGGAUUGUGUCCACCUGCAGGAAUAUGCCUCGACUCUCUUGCUAAAUGGCUAUGAAACUCUGGAGGACUUAAAGUACCUACAGGAGAGCCACCUGAUUGAAUUAAAUAUUUCAAACCCAGAAGACAGAGCAAGACUGUUAUUGGCAAUUGAAAAUCUACAGGACCAUGACAUUGAACAGCAGAAAAGCGAGGGUAGUCAGGAGACACGGAGCCUAAGCCCUCACCACAGCUUUGAUAAAUCACAGUUAAAUGACUGCCCCAGAGAUUCUGGCUGCUACAUCUCAUCAGAAAAUUCAGAUAAUGGUAAAGAAGAAGGAGACCCAGAAACCCUGUCUGACAUGGUGCAGUCAAUAACAAUCACGGAGUCAAACUGAUUCAGUCCUGCUGCUUUUCUGCAGAUUUUCAGAAAAAAACAGAUUUGCCAGUACAACGGCACAGAAGCAGAACACAAAAUAUCCUCAACAGUGAAAAUAUACUUCUGGCUGAUGUAUGAUGCUCUACACUGUGUGAUAUGUGGACAUUUGAUAGCUAAAUGUUAGCUGAUAAUCUCUCAUGCUUUUCUUUUCAGUGAAUUCACAGACAUUUCAACAAAAAAUUUUAUACAUAUGUAUUUAUAAAUAUUUGUACAGCAAAUGCAUUUUCUAUAAGAAUAAUAGAGAAUUGGUUGAGGUAGUGGUACACAGUCUGGACAUGUUCAUUUCUGGAAUUGUCCAAAAUGUAAAUAUUGUACAUAUCUAUUUUAAAAAAUAUACGGAUUAAUCACACUCUAUUUUCAGAUGUGCUUUGCUGAUAUUUGUACAGAAUGUAUUUUCACUGAUAUAUCAUCAUAAUAAAAAGGUGGAUACAUUCGCAUCCUACUUUGAAAAGUACCAAGCUAAUUCUCAUUAAUAUUAAAGCUGUUUCAUACCAUUCUUCUCCAAAAUGGGCUCUAAAGUAGACUAUUACCUCCUACAUUUUAUCCUGGAGGUACAAAUGAACUGUAGUGUGAAUCAGAAUCAAGCUCUCUGUGUUCAUUAUCUUUUAGAGAACAUAGCCAUCUGACUGGCUUAUGCAAUUUCUUUAUUGUUAUUUUCACACCUGUUCUCAUUCUUCCCAAGCAUUAUACAGAAAAUGCAAGCUUGGAGCCAAAAAAAGUCAGUAUCAAUAUUAUCCUUUUAUGAUCAUCUUUUGUGAAGCUCUCGCCUUUUGUAUGUGGAGUGAACUUUGUUAAUAGAGUAUUUGUUUGCAUACAAAAGAAGCUAAUAUUGUGCACUGUUGUCUUUCCUAUGAGAUUUUAUUGUCACUUCCCAGUAUAUUUUGCACUGGAAUACACAUUUUAAUUGCCUGU